Anthostomella pinea is the source of this 2292-nucleotide messenger RNA. The record is from the annotation of a GenBank genome assembly. Lineage: Eukaryota; Fungi; Ascomycota; Sordariomycetes; Xylariales; Xylariaceae.
AUGUCUAACAGCGCUGUCGGGUUCUCAUUCCAGGCAGAUGUGGUCAAUGUAGGCUCACUGGCACAUCUAAUCACCGGUCGAGUCCUGAAAUCUCUCAGCGAUGGCGGAGUCGAUCUGUACGCUGUGACUGCGUCCAUCUGGCUUGGGAAGCAUUUCCAGGUGCAGAAAAGCCUAGAGACUACCUUGUAUUUUCAUCUGGCAUCACGGAAAGGCACUCAAGGCUUUCUGGCCAAGGCAUUGAGUAUCGGCUGGGGCCACACCGAGGUUGCGGUCGAGAUGGCCCGGACGAAGGCUGGCACGAACGCCUUGCUCCUCAUCGGCGCCAUUUCAUGGGGAACUUCUGACUUCAUGGCCACCCAGUGCCUCUCCGAGCUACUUGAGGUCUUCGUGUGUGAGGCUGAUCGACUUCCAAGUGUCGACGUGCUGAGGGCCAUGGUUGCAUACUUGGGUCCGGUUGUUGCAGACUUGGGCUUUUCGACAGUGUUGCAACACGUCACGACAACGGCAGAACAUACAUUACUACGACACCUUACCACCUCGGGAAAAUAUACAUUACCUCAUUCGAUCGAGCACGCCUCCAGCUUUGCCGGUCUUAGCUGCCUCGGAGACGCGUCAGUGGUGGCAGGAGCCAUCAAGCAGUUGAUAUUGACCUCGCAGCGUGGCGAGACGAACUACAUGGUUGUUCGGCAGCGCGGCGCACGGCUCGCAACGUUUGCUAGCCAUAUCCUUGGCAUGUCAGUGGGACUUAUGCUCGACGAUACGGUAUUGUGGGCGAGCGCUGGAGCGAAUGGCAGUGUUGUACUGCAGCUUCGUCCUCAAUACACGGGCCCGUCAACUCUUCAGACUAUGUCGCAGUCGAAAAUCAACCUGGUAGAUGCACCUUGCCGUUUCACAUCGCUCACACCAGAGAUGGUCACGGCGGUUUGUAGAGGUAUUUGUAACUUGUCCUUCACACCGCUUGAUCGAUUGGAUAUCGGGCCUGAUGAGCCUUAUUCGAACAGCCACAAAAUCAACGGCAAAUUCCCAUCGUCGCUGGCAUUGUUGGACACAUUUGCGGACUUCAACAUUCCCCGUGCCGCCGUCAUGGGAUUUGGCGACUGCACCAGCCGUGGCAUGCCAGGGUGGACAGAACCAGAGACUCGAGCGAAUGGAUUCUCAUAUCUCGAGUUUGCAGAUGCAUUACUGUUUCAGAAGGCCUGCAACAGUCACCAGGAAGGAAAUAAUACCCAUACAAGUUGCCUGUGCUUCUACUUAGGGGGUAUUAUUCACGGCUUCGCCUCCACCAUUGUGGCCCUCGCUCAAUGUCAGUACGAUCUGACCCAACUGCGAAUUCGGGCUGAGCUUACCAACGGCACCGUAGAGACCUCCUGGUACCGAGGGUGUGCGGGCGCCAACCUACCUGGAUUUAUCAGCAGUCGCGAUCUCUUCGCCCACCUCGUCCAGCUCUUUCCUGGGGGCGACACGACCUUGACGCAAGAGAACACCUGGGUGGACCCAUACGGAAACACAGAAAUGCAGGAGCUUGAUGGCCUCAGCAUCCUGGGCGCCUCCGGUUACGCAUACACCACAUACUAUACCUGCCUACUGAAGGAGGACUGUGACGAUAGCCAAGGUCGUGUUAUAUCCCUGUCACCCGGAAGAGCAAGCGUCAGCGGCGCCAUCCAAGGGUCCUUUAUCGAGUCGCACUACAGGCCGGGGAGUCUAAAAACCUACAUGGACGUGGGGUUGCGAGUGCAGGAGAUCUGGGUCUCGACUCGAAUUGGUCCCGAGCCCUCCAUGACAUCGAGUGUGUCCCUGAAGAGGUGCAUAGCCUAUCUGUUGUCCUGCGUCAGAUUCACACCGGCAUGUCCCCAUUCCGUGGACCAGCCCUACAGGGUGCGCUCCGCGCAGCGCCAGUUGCGACUCGCGCCAUUUUCCGAUAUAGAGUACGACGACGACGACGACGACGACGACGAUGGGGACGGGGACGGGGACGGGGACGGGGACAGGGACGGGGACGGGGACGACCACCACAUGAGGGAUCUGAUUCUGUUCGCACUGAAGGGGCAGAAGCUGGAACAGAUCAUCCAGUGUGGUUGGGCCCCAGGGAAGGUUAGGGAUGCUGCUCUGAAGCACCAUACCAACACCAAAAGGCCCGCUGCCGUGACACUUGCGGGACGAAAGCCGGUCUCUCUGGGUCCGGCGUUCGCCGAGGACGAAGAGGACGGCGAAGAAGACCCCGAUCCCAUACUUCCCCCCGCAGAGGUACCCAUACCUAGACAUCGUCCCAGUCGCGGCCGCAGUACCCCGUAG